Messenger RNA from Bufo bufo (common toad), 2777 nucleotides. It is a transcript of the gene FOXD2, whose product is annotated as forkhead box D2. The record is from RefSeq and is a predicted model, not a curated record. Gene Ontology annotation, molecular function: DNA-binding transcription factor activity, RNA polymerase II-specific; RNA polymerase II cis-regulatory region sequence-specific DNA binding. Gene Ontology annotation, biological process: regulation of transcription by RNA polymerase II; anatomical structure morphogenesis; cell differentiation. NCBI's taxonomy places the organism in Eukaryota, Metazoa, Chordata, Amphibia, Anura, Bufonidae.
UUCUGGGAGCAUCAACUUUUUGUUUGGGAUCUUGGAGAGUUCCUGGCGGAAGGAGGGGGGCGAUCUCCGCUGGAAGGGGGCGAGGAGGAGGAGAUGAGGGGUGUCAGGCUCUGACCUCGCGCAUGGUGCCCCCCUUUAAACACUCCACAAGUGGUCUUCUUGCCACCGAUCCGCUGGCUGUUUGCUAAACAGAGGAGCCCAUUCAGACUUGUUCCACUAGGGGGGUCCUCGGAUCGGGAGCACAGACACACACCGAGGACUUCCUGCACUCAUCAUCAUCAUUAUUAUUAUUUACCAUGACUUUGGGAACUGAGAUGUCUGACAAUUCCCUGCUCUCUGAAGACACCGACAUCGAUGUAGUCGGUGACAUGAACGUCAAGGAUGGGAAAUACUCUGACUACCAAUCUGACAACGACUCGGACGAUAACAUCUCCUCCAGGACUCAUCCAGACGCCUCCCCAGACCUUUCUUCUGACUCCAACCCAAGAGGUGUGGAGAAGAACCCCAAGAACACCCUGGUGAAGCCCCCUUACUCCUACAUAGCCCUGAUCACCAUGGCUAUCCUGCAGAGCCCCAAGAAGAGGCUGACCCUGAGUGAGAUCUGUGAGUUCAUCAGCAAUCGCUUCCCUUACUACAGGGAGAAGUUCCCAGCCUGGCAGAACUCCAUCAGGCACAACCUGUCCCUCAAUGACUGCUUUGUGAAGAUCCCCAGAGAACCUGGCAACCCUGGCAAGGGCAACUACUGGACCCUGGACCCUGAGUCUGCAGACAUGUUUGACAAUGGCAGCUUCCUGCGGAGAAGGAAGAGGUUUAAGAGACAGCAGAGUACAGAGAUCCUGAGGGACCCAAGCAGCUUCAUGCCAGCCUUUGGAUAUGGACCUUAUGGCUACAACUAUGGUCUCCAGCUGCAACUACCACCACCAGCACCACCACCACCACCACCAGCUGCCACUUUUUCCUUCCAGCCCACACACUGUCCCAUCCCCACCCCGACCUCGGUCUUCUCCAGCCCCUCACUGCCUGGCUUCUUAGGGAAUGAACUGAGCAGGAAGUCCUUCUACUCUCAGCUCAGUCCCUCCUUACCCAUCCUGCAGACCCUCAAGGCGGACACCCAGACCAGGACUUCUUUCUCCAUAGACAAUAUCAUUGGGGGGUCUUCUGCUGCUGCUGCUUCUGCUCCCCCAUCCACCCCGACCUCCCCUUACACCACAGCCCAACCUGGGAGCCAGACCCAGGUCAUUGCCAUGUUAACCCCUUCCUUGACCCCCAUGCAGAACCAUCUAAACUUGACCCAUGACACUAUGUUACAGAGUGGACAAAACUUCUCAAGUAAAAUCACAAAUCUCAGCAGCUGCCAUUUUUAAACCUUCCCACAACCCAAAAACUAAAAAAAAAAAAAAAGUCUCAACCUGUGUACUGAAGGUAGGAGGAAUUUUUAUGUAUUUUUUUUUUUGCCACAUUUUUGGAGGCCUCCAGUUGUCACCUCUCAGCCCAGAGAAGCUUCUAAUGGACGAGUCGCUAUUUAUAAAGUGGGUGUAGAUUUUGUAUCAUGUCGGGUGUGUUUUUCCAAAUGUUCCUAUCCGAAUUCCAAAAGGUCAAUAACUAUUUCUAGUGUGCAGAGGGAAUGGCGCAGAAAGAGAGCGACAUUUGAUGGAAAAAUAAUGCAAUACAUGUCAUGAGUUGCAGCUGAUUAAUAUUCCUUGUAAUGGAUGCACUUCAUGGGCGUUCAUAUAUUAACCCAGAACUGCAAGCAGUGGGGUGAUUGCAAUGGUUACAAAUGAAUGCGACAUUUGUCGCAGGUUAAUCGUGUGUGUAUUAAAUUACACUAAUUCAAUAGGUGCAUAUGCAUAACAUUGCAGCUAAUGAUUGCAAUUAAUAUUUACUAAAUGCAAUCAGUCCCAAUGAGUGCAGUUAAUGUACAUUUUAUAGGCAAUGGUUGGAAAUUGAAUACACAAUUUGGCGCAGGUGAAUGAAAUGUAUCAAAUUACACAAAUACAGUAGAUGCAUGUUAAAAGUAUUGCAGUUAAUGAUUGCAAUUGAUAUUUACUAAAUGCAAUCAGUCCAUUGAGUGCAAUUAAUGUACACUUUCUUUAAGUAAUGGUUGCAAAUGAAUACACAAUUUGGCGUAUGUCAAUGGAUGAAUAUCAAAUGAUACCAAUGCCAUGGGUGCCUAUGAAAUAAACCGUUGCAGUCAAUGUUUGCAAUUAAUAUUUAGAAAUUGCAGUUAGUCUAACGAGUGCAAUUCAUGUAGAUUCUCUAAACGACAUUUGCAAAGGAAUACCAAAUUUGUCGCAUGUCAGUGGUCACAUUAAGUCACCUGGACAACUGAUAUUAAUGCAGUAAGAAAGUAACAUUUACUCAUUGCAAUCCAUCUAACCAAUGCAAUUAUUGUAAAUUCUAUAAACAGGAAAUCUUGCAAUUAUGUAACACCAAGGCAAUCGCCAUAAGACAUCUCUGUACUGAAAUAGUUAUUGAUCGGCCGACCAACUGUUAUCGAAUCCAAGUAAGAAACACUGUUGCCAAGUAUCUCAGGAUUUGCCAGACUAUCAGUGCAGACCAUUAUUCACUUCAUUUCCUCAUUAGCUGCCAAUUAAAAUGUCAAAUGCAGAUUUUUUUGGUCUGAUGUGUAUAUGUAAUUAUGUAUAUAGAUAAUAUAUAGAAACAUCGGAGCAGAUGAUAAAGAAUUGGUCGCCCGGCUCCGCAGCCUGCAUCCUUCUGUGUGUAUCCAUCGGAUUGUGAAUAAUCAGAAGCCUUAUAAUUAUUCUAAUUAUUAUGUG